Molecule: messenger RNA, 834 nt
Organism: Cylicostephanus goldi
Lineage: Eukaryota; Metazoa; Nematoda; Chromadorea; Rhabditida; Strongylidae
Source: the annotation of a GenBank genome assembly
AUCUCAGCUGACUGGGGUGAGAAGACCCAAUGCUUUUACUAUGCUACAGGACCAUUCUCUGAUAACAGGGCAACGACUGAAAGCGAUUUCGUGGGAGAUCUAUAUAGCUAUCUUUCGGAAUAUCACCUUGAAGAACUUGAUUACUGGAUAGACCGCAUAAAAAGCUGCGAUUUCAGCGCAAACACUGACCGCUUGGUCUUUUCUGUUCCUGGUUACCACCAUUCUACUCGGAUGAGCAAGUUUGGCCAUCCAUCUCUUGCACGACUUCUUAAGGAACGACCUGCACCGAAAAAAGGUGCACGUCAACUCUUUAUCGUUCAGUGUAGUUCCAUAGGCGUGCUGGGUGACAACGGCAAAGCUUGGCUUCUUGAUCAGCUCCUAAAUUCUCUGCAAGGUGGCAAAAGCCGAGAUCUGGGUGUGUUUGGUGGCAUACCGAAAAUAUUCUUAUAGGAUGUACGAAAUUCUCUAGAGGGCUAUCGUGCUGGAGAUUACAUUCCUUAUCCGGAGUUGACUGCUUUGGGACAAACAUGGCUGGAUGAGGUGAUGUGCAAGUGGAAGAGCGACAGCGCUGGCAGGAGUAGGGCAAUGCCUCAUGUGAAGACUUAUACGGAAAUAGUGGAUGGUAAACCGCAAUGGCUGCUCGUGACUAGCGCAAAUCUUUCCCGAGCUGCAUGGGGCGAGUAUCAGAAGAAAGACAGCAGCCAGUUCAUGGUUCGCUCCUAUGAACUUGGCGUUCUGAUAACAGAUCCGCAUCGACUCAAACUUCCUUACGAUUAUCCCGUCACAAGGUAUGGUGCCGCUCAAGCAUUUUUCGUCUUUUACAUGUUUUCCUGA